Equus caballus (horse) is the source of this 3646-nucleotide messenger RNA. It is a transcript of the gene MMP25, whose product is annotated as matrix metallopeptidase 25. The record is from RefSeq and is a predicted model, not a curated record. Gene Ontology annotation, cellular component: extracellular matrix. NCBI's taxonomy places the organism in Eukaryota, Metazoa, Chordata, Mammalia, Perissodactyla, Equidae. Gene Ontology annotation, molecular function: zinc ion binding; metalloendopeptidase activity. Gene Ontology annotation, biological process: extracellular matrix organization; collagen catabolic process; proteolysis.
CUGAAGUGUUCGGAGGAGGGUCCUUGGGUCCUGCGGGGGGCAGGGGCCACCACCUGGCCCGCCCCUUGUCGCUGGACAUCUGAAGAUCAGGCCCCUUCCCCGGUCUCGCCAUCACCGCUUCUCGGGGUGCCACGCCCCGCCAGAGGGAGGGGCCGCCUGUGCCGUGCGGAGCGGGACAAGACCGGCUCUGGACCCCUAGAGGCCGCAGCAACGGACCCGGAGUCCGGACCUCCGCCCUCUCCCGCGUCCCCUCAACCCUCCCGGGACACCCAGCAACCCCAGCUCUCCUGGGCCCUCCGCUGGACGCCCCCAGCAUCGUGCCUUCCAGUGCCCCGGACCCCUGGCGCGGUCCCCAGUCUUCCUGCGCCCCUCCUAUCCUGCGUCGGAUCCCCCUGAGCCUCUCCGGGCCCCUGACUUCCGCCCCCAGGUCCUCAGGGCGGCCCGGGCCAGGCCCCCUCGAGCCCCGGCGGCUGCCCAGGCAGGAGAGCGCCAUGCUCCAGCUCCUGGUGCUGCUGCUCCUGCUGCUGCUGCCCCCCGCGCGCGCCCCGGAGCCCGCGGCGCAGGAUGUGAGCCUGGGCGUGGACUGGCUGACACGCUAUGGCUACCUGCCACCACCCAACCCUGCCCAGGCCCAGCUGCAGAGCCCUGCCAAGCUACGGGAUGCCAUCAAGGUCAUGCAGAGGUUUGCCGGGCUGCGUGAGACAGGUGUCCUGGACCCAGAGACAAUGGCCGCCAUGCGUAAGCCCCGCUGCUCCCUGCCGGACGUGCUGGGGGUGGCGGGGCUGGUUAGGCGGCGCCGCCGAUACGCCCUGAGUGGGAGUGUGUGGAAGAAGCGAACCCUGACGUGGAGGGUCCAGUCCUUCCCCCAGAGCUCCGCGCUGAGCCAGGAGACAGUGCGCACCCUCAUGCACCAUGCCUUGACUGCCUGGGGCGCUGUGUCAGGCCUCAGUUUCCAGGAGGUGGGUUCUCAGGGCCCAAGUGAGCCCGACAUCCUCAUCGACUUUGCCCGGGCGUACCACCAGGACAGUUACCCCUUCGACGGGCAGGGGGGCACCCUCGCCCAUGCCUUCUUCCCUGGGGAGCACCCCAUCUCUGGGGACACUCACUUCGACGAUGAGGAGACCUGGACUUUUGGGUCAAAAGAUGGUGAGGGGACCGACCUGUUUGCAGUGGCUGUCCACGAGUUUGGCCACGCCCUGGGCCUGGGCCACUCCUCAGUGCCUGACUCCAUCAUGAGGCCCUUUUACCAGGGCCCAGUGGGUGACCCCACCAAGUACCGCCUGUCGCAGGAUGACCGGGAAGGCCUGGAGCAGCUCUAUGGGAAAGCGCCCCAAACCCCCUAUGACAAGCCCACAAGGAGACCCCUGGCUCCUCCUCCCCCGCCCCCUGCUCUGCCCCCAGACAGCCCCUCCCUCCCCGUCCCUGACCGAUGUGAGGGCAAUUUUGACGCCAUCGCUAACAUCCGCGGGGAAACCUUCUUUUUUAAAGGCCCCUGGUUCUGGCGCCUCCAGCCCUCGGGACAGCUGGUGUCCCCCCGGCCCGCCAGGCUCCACCGCUUCUGGGAGGGGCUGCCGGCCCAGGUGCAGGUCAUCCAGGCGGCCUACGCCCGGCCCCCAGACGGCCGCAUCCUCCUCUUCAGCGGCCCGCAGUUCUGGGUGUUCCAGGACCGGCGGCUGGAGGGCGCCGCGCGGCCGCUCACCGAGCUGGGGCUGCCCCCGGGGGAGGCGGUGGACGCCGUGUUCUCGUGGCCGCAGAAUGGGAAGACCUACCUGAUCCGGGGCCAGCGCUACUGGCGCUACGACGAGGCGGCGGCGCGCCCGGACCCCGGCUACCCGCGCGACCUGAGCCUCUGGGAGGGGGCGCCUCUGGCCCCCGACGAUGUCACCGUCAGCAACACAGGGGACACUUACUUCUUCAAGGGCGCCCAUUACUGGCGCUUUCCCAAGGGCAGCGUCCAGGCCGAGCCGGACUCGCCCCAACCCAUGGGCCCCAAGUGGCUGGACUGCCCGGCCCCGAGAGCUGGCCCUCGCACGCCCAGGCCCCCCAAAGCCACUCUCAAGCCUGGACCCUGCGAUUGUCAGUGCGAGCUCAAUCAGGCCGCGGGGAGGGGGUCCGUGCCCCUCCUGCUACCCCUGCUGUCCCUGUUGGUGGGGGUCGUCGCCUCCCGCUGACUGGGGCCAGGCCGCCAUGUGGAAGGCGUCAGAUCUCCUGCUGGGGGCGCUGUGGCUGGUGCAUCGCUGCCCAGCUCCAUCCUCUGUUCCCAGGGGCGGGGCUGGGCGCGGAUGCAGCUGGGCGGAUGCAAGUGGAGCUAAGCCCUGGGAACAGGGGACAAAGGCUGGGCAAGCGGGGCGACAUACUCAUUUCCCCCAGAUCCGCGCCGCCGGAAACCCAGCGGCCUGGCCCCAGUCUGCGGGAGGCGCACUGCCCCCCAGGACUCUCCUUUUCCCGGAAUAGCUAGCCUUUCUCACAGCUCAGGCGGCUGCCCCCUUGUCGCCCUUGCCCCGCCCGGCCACAGCGGCUCCAGGCUGUUUGGGUCUAUAGAGGACAGGCCUGCUUGGAAGCUGAUCCCUGGUCCUCUCUCCACCUGGUGCUCUUUCUCAGAAGUUUCUCACCCUGUCCUGCCUCCAUGACACUUCAGUCAACACCACAUAGGUGGGGACCCUGGACCCAGCCCUGAGACCACCCCUGGGCACCAGUGCCCAUUAUCUGGGUGACUUCAGUGGCUACACAGGCGACCCUCCACAAUCUGGGCCCCUUGGACCUCCUUGCUGGUCACCACCCUGAACCCAGAACUGCCCCCAUUCAACAGGACACCCUCCUAGCCCUGCAGAAGCCUCCACACUGGAGUGUCUGCCGCUUCCCUCAGGGAGAACUCCUGGGCCCCCAUCAGCUCAGGGCUGGAGGAAAGACACUGGUCUGAGCUCCCUCUCAAUCAGGGUCUUUGCCUCCUCAGCAAAUCUUGCUGAUGAGUGGGUUGAAUCUGGGCCACCUCAAUCAUGCCCCUAGUCCCUACAGAAUUCAUGGUCUAAAUCAGCGCCUCUGGAACUGUGGCUCUGGAAUAUUCCUCAUCAGAGUCACCCAAGGAACUUAUGCAGAUGCCAUGUCCUCACUCCGAAUCCUCACUCUGGGAGUGGAGCCAGGUGUCUGCAUUUGAACAGGGUGAGGGGGUGGGUUGCCUGCUGGACAAGGGAGCUGAGCCAGCAGCUCCGGACUCUGUCCUGUGGCUUUUGUGUGUCUCUCCCAUGUUCUCCCUCCCAGGGGCCCACCACUUCAUGUUCUCUACAGAGCUAAGAUGAUGGCCUUGCUUGAGAGAGGUCCAUCCCCCGUGGUUGGGGUCACUUAGCAGCGACUUCUUGGACUGCCAUCCAGCCACAGUGGCCCCACAGAGCUGUCCAGAGCCGAGGCUGUGGGCUGCAGUCCCAGUGAGCAGGGACGUUGCCCGCUGUUGGUCAUGACAACCAAACGAGUCCGAGGGCACAGCCAGGUGUCUUCCACCAGCCCAUGAGCUGAGAAUGCUAAGUCACCAGACAACCAGAAAUUGAGUCUCUGUCAGGAUCCUUUUGAAGUGUAAGGAGAGAGAAACUUACACUUUGAAAGGUUUUGAGCCUCAUCCAGGACAAUAAAAAUAACUGUACAGAAAACCCUU